AUCAAUUGAAAAUAUCAUGCGCUUUCCUAGUCCUUAAACCUCUAUCCAAACACUGUUUUGUUACUUUUACUAGUUAUGCUUUAGUGCUAUAAAUAAACCAAAUGUUUGUUAGAACCAAGCAAUGUAAACUCUCUCACAAAAUGAUGAUUCGCCUAAAUAACUUUUUAUAUGUUUUUAAUUUACGACAAGGCACCAUUCUUAUUGCCGUCCAUCAAAUCGCGCUAUCUUCUUUCGUACUUAUAAUACUGCUAGUUGGUAUAUCCCACGUCGGUGAAAUGCUGUCUAUGCUUCAUAAUGAUAUGGAGGAUGAUGCAGAGCGACGGGGAUUUUAUGAAAUUUCUUACGGAGAACAUUUAACUUUUCAUGAAGGGGACGUAGUAAGCAGUAAUAAUCAAAUAAGGUUCGCUAAGGCUCAACAUUUAGCUUCAGUGACGGUGAUUUUCCUGUACACUAGCACAAUUCUAACAUCGAUAUAUCUAAUGUGCUGUAUUUCUCUCCUUCAUGGGGCUGUGAAGUAUAAGAGAGAGUAUGUAUUGCCAUGGAUAAUGGCUGCUUGCGUGGCUGUCGUGCUACUCAUAAUCGCUAUUGUUAUAGGCGAUGGCUAUCCCUGCGUCGUUAACCUUUUCGGUGGUCAUAAUCUCUACCAUUUCGGGUGUGCUCUAUUCGUACUCACGUUUAUAUACGCAAUUUGUGCGGUGAGUAGCUUCGCUCUCGAAACCGGAGGAGGAAGAUGCGCGCGCGCAUCACUCGCCAAUGACGAGCGCGGAGAGCGAUUGUUGCUGCUUGACCACGCCGCGCACUCCAGUCUGCUUUCGGCCGCACAAUUAAGCAAACUGUCCCAUGGCACGAGAACACAAUUCGUAUAAGCUCCUUUCAAGUCAAUAGUUUUAUUGCUGAACUAGGCUUAAAUAACAACAAAUCUCGGAAUCGCCUUGUAACAUCUCUGUUGAUUUCCCGACAGAAUAGCUAUUAUUAAUAAAUUAGAACUUGCUAUUUGUUCCUUUGGUUGUGUUAUCGAUGCACAAGAUACACAAAAUGUGAUCUAUUGCGCAUAAAUUGUAGCGAAUUUCAUUCUAGCUCUAUAAUAGCUUAGGAACAUACACCAGCUUUUGAGUGAAAAAUAAAUAUUGUUGGUGUUUACGAUUUACAUUGUUUUACAUUGAGUAUUAAUUUUUAAAUACAUAAGUCAAUUUAUUUUUAUGAUUAAAAUGUAUUACCAACACUUACGUCCAUAACUCUAGUGCUUUAAGUAGUCCAAGCUUAGAGA
Molecule: messenger RNA, 1267 nt
Organism: Nymphalis io (European peacock)
Lineage: Eukaryota; Metazoa; Arthropoda; Insecta; Lepidoptera; Nymphalidae
Exons: 4
Coding region: 102-866 (254 amino acids)
Source: RefSeq, a predicted model, not a curated record